This is a messenger RNA of Cucurbitaria berberidis CBS 394.84, 2137 nucleotides long. Its product is annotated as cyclohexanone 1,2-monooxygenase. NCBI's taxonomy places the organism in Eukaryota, Fungi, Ascomycota, Dothideomycetes, Pleosporales, Cucurbitariaceae. The transcript has 5 exons. The record is from RefSeq and is a predicted model, not a curated record. Bases 213 to 1901 code for a protein of 562 amino acids. Gene Ontology annotation, molecular function: flavin adenine dinucleotide binding; N,N-dimethylaniline monooxygenase activity; NADP binding.
CGAGGGGUUUAGACAAGUCGAAACUCUGCGCAUUGUGAAGUUUACUAGGUAUGUAGGAUCCACUCAUUGGUACGUGGCGGCUAUGGAGGUGGAUACCGCGGAAAGCAUUGUAACGAGAGUCGGUAUGCUAUAAGUACUCCCGUACUCCAAUUCAUCAAGUCUCCAUACGCGCUUCAUAUCUCACUCCUCUCUUCUCAAUCACAUUCAUCAAUAUGUCAUUUGAUACAGAGGUCCUCAUCAUUGGGGCCGGUAUGUCCGGCCUUGGUUUGGCUGUCCAGAUAAUCCGUCGAUUCGGUGUGAGCAAUUUCGAGCUCAUCGAGAAGAGUGAGGACGUCGGCGGGACAUGGCUGGCGAAUACGUAUCCUGGAUGCGGAUGUGACGUCGCAUCGCAUUUCUACUCCUACAGCUUCGCUUUGAACCCCGAUUGGAGCCGGAAGUACUCCAUGCGCCCAGAGAUUCAGGCCUAUUUCCGCUCCGUAGCAGAGCAAUACCGUAUUGUUGAGCAUGUCCGCUUCCACUCUAUCGUCGAGAAGGCAGAAUGGGAUGACGUGGCUAAAGUAUGGGCGGUCACUGUUGUGAACCUGGAGACUAAGGAGCGAACGAUACGAAGGGCAAAGAUCCUGGUCUCAGGCGUUGGUUCGUUAUCCGUACCAAAGACGUGUGACCUUCCGGGAACCAGCACUUUCACAGGCAAGAUGUUUCAUUCUGCGCAGUGGGAUCAUAGCUUUGAUUGGAAAGAUAAGGAUGUUGUGGUGCUGGGCAACGGCUGCUCUGCAACCCAAUUUGUCCCAAUCAUGGCAAAUGAACCGAACCCCGUGGCCAAGAUCACACAGUUCGCCCGACAGGCACAGUAUCUUUCCGAACGCCAGAACCCAUACUACUCCAAGACUUUCAAAGCCGUUAUGCGAUAUGUUCCCCUGGCGAUGCGUCUUUAUCGCGCCAGUUUCUAUUAUGGGAUGGAACGGGACUGGAGCGGCUUCGCGAUUGAGAGCGGUCGCACGAUCCGACAAGACCUGGCAAAAGAGAACGAGGAGUAUGUGAAGCGUGUCGCCCCACCCAAGUACUGGGACGCCUUGAUUCCAAAGAGUGAGAUUGGAUGUAAGCGAAAGGUUCUUGAUACUGAGUACUUAAAUACCCUGUGGAGGCAAAACGUCGAACUCGUGGCCGAUGACCCGGUAGAGAAGAUUACAGACACGGGCGUUGUGACAAGGUCAGGCAGGGAAGUAAACGCCGACGCGAUCGUACUGGCAAUCGGCUUCGCUACCCAACAGAUGCUAUGCCCAAUGGAGAUUGUCGGUCGUGAGGGGCUGAGCUUGAACAAAUACUGGGACACCGCCACGCAGGGCGUCGCACAAGCAUACUUUGGUACCGUGGUGCCAGAUUUUCCCAAUUUCUUCGUUAUGAUGGGACCGAACACAGUCACAGGCCAUUUGUCAGUCAUCUACACCGUCGAGUGUCAGAUUAACUUUACCCUCCGUCUGCUUUCGCCCGUCAUCAAGGCUCUCCCAUCCUACCGCUCGCGCUCUUUGAUCCCGCGCUUGCUCGCUCCAGCACCGGCGACUGUCGAAGUCAAACCCGAAGCAGCACUCGCCGACUCUCUUUGGACGCAGCGAGAGGCCAAGAAGUUGGUCUGGUCUUCCGGAUGUGUAAACUGGGCUAUUGACCCUGAGACCGGGAUGAACAACAUGAUGUAUCCUGACUGGCAGUUUUUGUUCUGGUUCAGGAGCGUUUUCUGGAAGAAGAAUGACUUUGUGUACCGAGACGAAGAAACGGGUAAGGAAGUCAUGCCAGGCCGUGGCAAGACGGUAGUCUGGCUACUCACUUUGGGAGCGCUUGCUGGGGGCGCAUUCAUAGGGCGAGAUUGGGUCGUUUGUGGGGAUUGGGGCUUCAUGAAGUUGUGAGUCAGUGAAAGUGAAGGUGACGAGCGGUGUAUUGCCGAAAACUCGCGAUGAUAAAGUAACGCAGCAGCCCUCUACGACAACAACUAUCCAGCUUCCUUAAUAGCUCAUCAUAAUGCCAUAUGGAUAUAGAAAAUCCCACCUUCGCAAGACUUUGCGGCACUGCGACGUAGUUUGUCCGAGCACAAUCACUUUCACUCUGGUGAACGUCUCUCGCCACCCUCAGAGCCGAAAAUGGU